This is a messenger RNA of Hyla sarda, 2335 nucleotides long. RefSeq names its product stress-induced-phosphoprotein 1-like. The transcript has 15 exons. The record is from RefSeq and is a predicted model, not a curated record. Gene Ontology annotation, molecular function: RNA binding; protein binding; metal ion binding. Bases 281 to 1591 code for a protein of 436 amino acids. NCBI's taxonomy places the organism in Eukaryota, Metazoa, Chordata, Amphibia, Anura, Hylidae.
UAUGGGCGUGGCUUACGGGAGGGCCCGGGCAGGAGUGGGCGCGGCUAUGAGGAAGCAGACAGAGUUUGAGCCCGCAGAUUGGUAUGUGGUGGGCGUGGCUUAUGACAGGAGCCGGGCGGGGGGCGGAGCUCUGGAGGCUGGGAGCGGAAGGCGGAGGUAGAGAGCGGCCGGGAGUGGGUGAUGGUACCGAGGCGGCGGCGCGGGUGCUGUUCACUGGACUGUAAGAACCGGAGCGGUACCGGAGAGCGGACAGCAUCACCUUGAAACAUCAGAGAAUGCAAUGGACUUUGAAAAUGUUAAAGGUAUCCAUGGCUGCCGAAAUGAGAUAAUGCACAAAAAAGACCUUAAUCUCCAGGAAGAAGAAAUAAACACUGAUGAUGAUUUGUCGGAAGACGGUCAGUCCAGGAUAAAAGCAGAGAAGCGCCGAGCCAAGAAAAAGAGACAGCGGGAGCGGAAAAAACUAGAGAAGAAGAAACAUCUUGAAGAAAAUGAGCAGGAGCCGGAGUGGGAUGUAAACAGUGCGUUUGUUGCCAACGCUGCCAGUCACAUUAGACCAAAGAGCAGGAAUAAACUUGACAAGAAGCACAGCGCAAACAAAGAGAACGAAGAGAAGGUCCAAGAGGAUGACUGCACUAACUCCUUGAUCCAAAAAGCCCAAGAUCUUGCUGAAGAAGGCAUUAAUUCAGUGAAAGACGGAAACUACACCAAAGCAAUUGAACUGUUUAGUGAAGCUAUCAGAUUAGAUCCUGAAGAUUACAGGUAUUUCGGAAACCGUUCUUAUUGCUACGAGCAGCUGGAGCUUUACCCCAAGGCCCUGGUGGAUGCAGACGUUUCCAUACAGCUCUCGGCCGACUGCCCUAAAGGCUAUUUCAGGAAAGGCCGAGCUCUGAAAGGAUGCAAUAGGUAUGAAGAAGCAGAAGAUGCCUUCAAGAUGGUGUUAAAUCUGGAUAAAAGUUGCGAGGAAGCUGUGAAAGAGAUACAUAUGUGUCAAGUCUAUCAACUCAUGGAUCACGGUUUUACUGAGGGACAAAGCCAUCACUUGGUUGAAGAAUACGGAUCUGUCGCCGCCGUAAUGGAAGCGCCGAUUUCCGCUAAAGUCUUGCAGGAGAACAUGAAGCUGGAUGAGACAGGAGAAGAGGAGCUGCACUUCCUAAAUGAAUUGUCUGAGACCCAGAGCUGUUCACUGUGGGUUGGAAACGUAACCGAGCAGAUAACAGAAAAGCAGCUGUGGGACUUGUUUAAGUGUUAUGGAGAAAUUCAUAGCGUUCGCGUCCUUGGCGAAAGGUUUUGUGCGUUUGUUAACUUUAAGUGCCCUAUUGCAACAGCAAGAGCACUUGAGGCAUUGCAGGGUAGAGAAGUAGAGAACACAAGGUUAUUGAUUCGAUACCCAGACAAGCCUUACCGACCCUUAGCUGUCAGCAGUUCAGAAGCACAAACCAAAGCGGCUGCAGCCAACGCUAAGAAGAAAGUAACCUCUAAAAUCAGCGAGUGUUAUUACUGGAGACUGAACGGCUGCACUUACGGUGACAAAUGCCGCUACCGCCACAUACCGGAAAACAAAGGCGUGGACCGGAAACCUUGGAAAACCUAAUCCGUGUGAAGGACGUAAUGAAGAAAAGUGAUCCAAGUGCAAUUUAUUAAGAAAAACAACAAAAAAACGGACCGAAGAGAUCUCUUCCUGUUUUUUCGGAAGCUUUCUUAAGCUGCAGUCUACCCAUCUCCCGUUUUCCCCACCGAUCUCUCUCACUUCUUUUUGGGUAAAUUAGAAGACGAGAGCUGGGGAAAUGAAGCCUGCACUUUAUUAUUGAACCACGCGGUGGACACCCGCCCCGCACUGCGCCAGCCAUUAUAGGCCGGUGGGACACGUACUAUUCUGGAAUAAUGCAGACCUGUUACAGCGCUCCUUGCGAAUACGGGGACUAACGCAGUAUUUACCGGAGCGUGAAAUUGCGUAACUGAUGCAAAAGUCAUAAAUCCAUUCCCUGAAAAACAGCAUAGGGGGCAGAUUUACUAAUCCCGUCUGUACUAGGUUUCGGCACCAGAUAUGCUAUUGAGGGGCUAGACCAGUAUGUCCCAACCAGUGUGCCUUCAGCUGUUGCAAAACUACAACUCCCAGCAUGCCCGGACAGCCAACGGCUGUCCGGGCAUGCUGGGAGUUGUAGUUAUGCAACAGCUGAAGGCACACUGGUUGCAAAGCACUACUCUAGAUCCACACUGGCAUAUCAGGUGCCGAAACCCACAGCACCGUCCUGCAUUCAUAUAGCAGCAGAUCCACUUGGAUGAUGACCCUGCAGGUUUUUUAGUGGCCAGUAGAGAUGAGCGAACUUACAGUAAA